AUGUGUGUGGGAGAAAUGAUGUGGCAAUUUGCAUGCGACGAGUGUACUCGAGAAAACAUAGUUAUUCAUGUUUUAGGAAAACGAAAGAGUUUUAAAUUGUUUGUCACGCUUAUGUUGGUUUUGUGCUCUUCCACUCAACUAAAAAUAAUAUUUUGCUUUAUGCUUCCAGCAAUUGAAAACCAAAAUGCUUGUGAAAUUCUAGAGGAGGGAGUGAAACAGGCGAAACGAAAAAUAUUUUACCACUCCAUGCGCGUCUGCAAUUCUUCUUUCAUUUCGACAUUCAUAAAAGUCUCAAUUUUGGCUGCUAAAUCAGGAAUAAAUCAUCCUGCGGAUGAACAGGAAGUCACGAUACAAAAAGCAGAUAAAUGGUAA
Molecule: messenger RNA, 372 nt
Organism: Clunio marinus
Lineage: Eukaryota; Metazoa; Arthropoda; Insecta; Diptera; Chironomidae
Source: the annotation of a GenBank genome assembly